AUGCCAUCUCAGCAACUACGAAAUCCUGAAUAUAGACCUACUGAAAUAAUCAAGAAAUGUCAAGAACAAGGCCGACCUGCACAUAUUGCUGGGCCGAUGGUUCGUUACUCCAAACUUCCUUUCCGUGAACUUUGCAGAUUUUAUAAUGUUGAUAUUGUUUAUACACCUAUGAUUUUGGCACGAGAGUUUGUACGUAAUGAAACCGCAAGAUAUACUGAUUUUACCACCAAUGAUAUCGAUAAAUCUGUUAUUGUACAGGUUGGUGUUAAUAAUGUUGAAGAUUUCAUGAAAUUUGUGGAUAUGAUUCACCCAUUUGUAGAUGCAAUUGGAAUUAACUGUGGAUGCCCUAUUAAAGAACAAGUACGUGAAGGUAUUGGUGCUGCUUUAAUGUCUGAACCCGAUUUGGUUGCCGAUUUGAUUAAAGCUGCCAAAGCAAAAUACGGAGAAUCCAUUUGCAUUGAUACAAAGAUUAGAAUUCAUAGUGAUAUUAAUCAAACCGUUGAAUUUGCCAAAAAAGUAGUUGCCGCAGGUACAGAUAUGAUUACUGUACAUGGAAGAACAAAAAGUACCCGAUCAACUGUUCCAGUUAAUUUAGAAGCCAUAAAGAUUAUUAGAGAUAAUGUUAAAACUAUCCCUGUGAUAGCGAAUGGUGAUUGUUUUACAUUAGAUGACUGUAAUAGAAUUGCUGAAUUUACUGGAGUUGAUGGUGUUAUGUCUGCUCGUGGUAUCUUAGCCAAUCCUGCCUUAUUCACUGGGUUGGAUAAAACUCCGUGGAGUGCUGUUGAAAUGUUUAUGCAUUUGGCAACCGCGUAUGGACUUCCGUAUAAACUUGCCCAAUAUCACGUGGCACACUUAUUAGAAGAUACCAUUCCUAAAAAAUACCUAAAAGGAAUCAAUGAAAAACUCAACAUGGUGGAUUUAAUAGAUUAUUUGGAUGAACAUUUUGUAUUGAAAAGAAAAGGUGAAAAAGGUUUUGCAACCGACAUUGAACCACAAUGGAGAAUAAACAUCGAAAAGUUGGAGAUCUAA
Candida tropicalis MYA-3404 is the source of this 1029-nucleotide messenger RNA. It is a transcript of the gene DUS4, whose product is annotated as tRNA dihydrouridine synthase. Gene Ontology annotation, molecular function: flavin adenine dinucleotide binding; tRNA dihydrouridine synthase activity. NCBI's taxonomy places the organism in Eukaryota, Fungi, Ascomycota, Pichiomycetes, Serinales, Debaryomycetaceae. Bases 1 to 1029 code for a protein of 342 amino acids. The transcript has a single exon. The record is from RefSeq and is a predicted model, not a curated record. Gene Ontology annotation, biological process: tRNA processing.